Molecule: messenger RNA, 1047 nt
Organism: Antechinus flavipes (yellow-footed antechinus)
Lineage: Eukaryota; Metazoa; Chordata; Mammalia; Dasyuromorphia; Dasyuridae
Gene: MCHR2
Product: melanin concentrating hormone receptor 2
Exons: 5
Coding region: 16-1047 (343 amino acids)
Biological process (GO): neuropeptide signaling pathway
Cellular component (GO): membrane; neuron projection
Molecular function (GO): neuropeptide binding; G protein-coupled receptor activity
Source: RefSeq, a predicted model, not a curated record
GAAAAUUCAUGAAAGAUGAAUUCAUUUCAGCCUUCCUUUUGGAACAGUACUUCCAACCCGUUGAACCUGUCCCAAAGCAGAGAGUUCUCUUAUCAGAGCAUCAGUACAGCAGAGACCAUCAUUCUUCCAUCUUUGAUUGGAAUUCUCUGUUCCACAGGCCUAGUAGGCAAUAUUCUCAUUGUGUUCACCAUAAUAAGGUCUAGGAAAAAAACUAUCCCAGACAUAUAUAUCUGUAAUCUGGCCGUGGCUGAUUUGGUCCAUAUCAUUGGAAUGCCUUUUCUUAUUCAUCAAUGGGCCCGAGGAGGAGAGUGGGUAUUUGGGAGUCCUCUCUGUACCAUCAUUACCUCACUGGACACCUGCAACCAGUUUGCAUGCAGUGCUAUCAUGACUGUAAUGAGUUUGGACAGGUACUUGGCUCUGGUCCAGCCAUUUAAGCUUACCAGUUUGAGAACAAGGUCGAAGACCAUCCGCAUCAAUUUGUGCCUUUGGGUAGCUUCAUUUGCUCUGAUGUUGCCUGUCUGGAUCUACUCGAAAGUCAUCAAAUUCAAAGAUGGUUUUGAAAGUUGUGCUUUUGAUUUAGCAUCCCCUGAUGAUGUGCUUUGGUACACUCUUUAUUUGACUAUAACAACAUUUUUUUUCCCUUUGCCUUUGAUCUUGGUGUGCUACAUUUUAAUUUUAUGUUAUACCUGGGAGAUGUACCAACAAAACAAGAAAUCAGGAUGCUAUAAUCCUAGCAUUCCCAGGCAAAGGGUUCUGAGGUUGACGAGAAUGGUCCUGGUGCUGGUGGGAGUUUUUGUGCUGAGUGCCACGCCCUAUCAUGUGAUCCAGCUGGUAAAUCUGCAGAUGGCCCAACCAACACUGACUUUCUAUGUGAGCUAUUACCUCUCUAUCUGCCUCAGCUAUGCCAGCAGUGGAAUCAAUCCCUUUCUCUACAUCCUGCUGAGUGGCAAUUUCCGUAAACGUCUGACUCAAUGUACCCACAUUCAAAGAAAGGCAACUGAAAGGGAAAUAAACAAUAUUGGAAACACACUGAAAUCAAGCUUUUAG